CGUAAGGAUCUUCUGUAAACAACGACAUUCCCCAUUAUGUUAAGCCGCUAUUUAGAUCUACUUAUUUUGUUGCAAUAUCGUUAAUUUAAUGAAAUGUAUAAAAAAAAAUUUGAAGUAGGUUAAUUUUUCAACUAGGGAAAAAGAAACUAAAUUACCGUUUUAUGUACUUAUAAAGCCUUAAAUAAGAAACUAACUUCUGAUUUAAAAAUGGUGCAUUGCGGUUUAUUAAGUAAUCAGUUUUGAUAACGUAUCUAAUCGUUAGUUCAAGUUAGAAACAUUUUCAAGUCUAUAAAUUCCUAUUGUAAAAGUGAUCUUAAAUGUCUGAUAUUUAAUUUACUUUGUUUGUACAGACUUAUCUGAGAGCUGAUUAAUUAAGCUCAUGAUGAUUAAUUAAGCUCAUGAUUUGAAUAUUUAUUGAAUUAGCGAAGGGGAGAAAAUUAAAGUGCAAUCCCAUAAAUACACUGGGCAGUAGUGAACUAAAACGAGUGAAAGUCAGUUAACAUUGGAACUCUCUUGGUUUUACGCAAGCAACUUUUAUCAUACAGAAUGAGAAUAAUAUUUUUAUGAUUCUCUGAGAAAAGACUGUGUUUCACACAAUGGCAGCAGCUUUUGGAGAUGAUAGCACUGAUGAUGAAAUUGGUGCCAAAUUACAGCUUGCUGAAAGGUUACGUAUAAACAGGGGAGAAAACAGUUCUGAUCGAAAGGAGCAAAAUAGUAAAGAUUUAAAGCAAUAUUGUAAUUAUCGUCGCAAAAAAACACAUUCCCGGAACGAUCGGUCAAGUUCAUCUUCGAGUGCGGAAAUGGCUGCAGCAUCUGGAAGUUCACACAAGCAUUCAAAUAAAAAGAGGCAAAGUGAAAGGAAUACAGAGAACAUUUAUACUAAACGUACAUGCUUUGGAGGUAGAUAUCUUCCCACUCCAUUAUGGUGUGAUGAAAUGAAAUUUAAUAAAUGUGGAUAUUGGCCAUCUAAGCAAGCUGAGUUGCGUUUAUGUCCUGAUAAAACAUAUGAAGAUAAUGUAAAUAAUCAGGCAGACUCUGAAGAUUCUGAUCUAGAGACUCGUAUCCACAAUAAAAGGUUUCAAAAACCGGAUCAUAGCUCUAGGACGUUAAAAAAUAAUCCUUGUAACUCAUCAUCAGAACCUGGAAUGUCUCGUGAAAAUCCUGCUACUGUAAGCAAUAGUGUUAAAUUUAUAGAUAGUGGUAGUGACGAUGACUCUAAAAUAACUAUGCAGAAUGGAGCCUUGAAAGGAGGACGUCAAUCUCCAGAUCUCUUUUAUUUCAACAGGAAAGUGUUGGGUCGUAAAAUAAAGAAAGUUCUUGAUAGUGAUGAUUCAGACGAGGACAGUUGGCAUAUUGGCUAUCGUAGUCGUCCGCGAGUAUUUUCAUCAUCAGAUAGUGAAGAUUCAAAAUUAACUAAUGGCAAAAAAAAAUCUCUGGAUGCCAUUCCUGCCAGUAAUGCAGAUCAGACAUUUUUCUGUGGUGACUCGCGUCAAAAUAACAAACAUUAUGAAACUUUGCAAUCAUCAAAGAUAUCACAUUUCCGUGGUUAUGGUAAUGAAUCUCGUAAACUUUCUUCUGCAUCGAGCUCUAAGAAUCAAAAUAAGGGUCUGUCGAAAAAGUCUCAUAAUACUCAUUCUGGUUGCAGAAGUAAUUUGCCAUCAACUAGUGUAUCCGUUGAUCCAUAUGGACCCAGCAAUAGUACUGCUAGCACAUCUCGUCGAGGAAGAAGUUGUGCUAAUGGGAUUGAGAGGAGCUCCCGCAGAUCUGGGUCACCACAUCCAAAAAGUUUGCGCUCUCAUCAGCGAAUAAGCUGUAGCAAAGGCAGGCCACCGAGUUCUACUCGCUCACGAAAAGAUAAACUCAAUCUUGCUGCAUCUUAUCCAGAUUUGUUUGAUGCAGAAGAUAGUAGUGAGGUUGAAUUUUUCACUGCAAACUCUUACUCUGAUACAGAAACUAGCGCAGAAGCAUGCGAUAGCAGGAAGGCAAACGAAUCGUGUAAAAAUCACCCUGAUCCUUUAGUUGCAGUUUUCAAUGAAUCUGUUAGUGAUAGUAGUUCUGAAGAUGAAAUAAGUGUUGUGUUCUCUACUACAACAGCAAGAAAUAAUGAACAACGAAGAGGUGUUCCUAGAGCAAUAGAUAGAUUACAUGGGAGGGGAACAUCUCGUGGUCAGCCUACAGUAGUGUCAUUUUCUCCUGAUCCCGUAGAGCAAGUUCGGCAGGUGGAAGAAGAUGAAAGAAUAGCUCGAAUACUGCAAGCUCAGUUUGAUGCUGAAAUGGGUCCUCAAUUUUCUUCUGUACAUGCAAACCCUCGUAUGGGCCUUCAUGUAUCAGUAGACAGUCAUGAAGAGGUCAUCGAUCCAUUUGGAGAAUCAGAUAGUGAAGAGCCAUUCAAUCCAUAUGUCAUGGCACCAUCACGUCGAGGAUACAGAGUGCCGCAUUUGUUCAGCAGAUCAAGAACCUCAAGUAUUGAUCGAUCAGAUGAUGAAGAGGCAUUCCUUCCAUAUAUCAUGGCAACGCCUCGUCGAGGAUCCGGAGUGGGACGUUCGUCCAGCAGACCAGGAACCCCAAAUAGUAAUAGGAGGUUAGAAACUCGAGCACGUGGAUCAUACCGUAUUGAUGCAAGAUGGCGUGUGGCAAGUCUGUUUGGUGACGAGACAAGCACUACUCCUGGAACAAACUUCUAUUUUACUAAUGGUGAUGAUUAUGAGGCUUUCUUGAGUGUUGCGGAUUUGAAUGGUGAAGCUGUAUCUCAUGGUUUGCAUAAAGCACAAAUCAAUAGACUUCCAACUAGGAGGUAUGUCAGCCCUAACUCAGCUGCAGCUGGCUUUACCACUGAAGUUGUACACAAGAGAGUAGAUUUAAAUAAAGAAUGUCAAGUCUGUCUAAGUGAUUACGAGACUGGAGAUAUAUUACGGAUACUUCCGUGCUUUCAUGAGUUUCAUACACCAUGUAUUGAUCCUUGGUUAAAAAUAAAUCACACGUGUCCUGUGUGUAGAGUCAUAGUUAAUUUAGAAAAUUGAGCUGGUUGAAGAUUUUUGAAGCGGAAAACUGAUUGCAACAUUCCCAAAUUCUUAAGAGUGGAAGAUAUUUUUAAAAUUUUGUGCUUAUUUAAAUAACAUUGCUUAAAAACAUAACAUGUUUAAAUAAUGUCCUUUCAUGACUAGAGUUUAACAUUUCCAUUACCUGAAACAUUCUUAUUUUAAAAUAUGUACAGUUUUCAUUAACAUAAAAUGUUAAUUUUGUGUCAGAUUUUAUAGAUAUAUAUUUUCUUUUAAAUUCAGCUUUAUUUUUCAGUAUUGUGGCUGUCAAAAAAUAUAUCUUUUAAAAUUUAAAUAUUUUUGAAAAUAAAGUUAUCUACCAAAAUUAUUUUUAGUUCCCCCCCCUUGAAAAAUCUUACAUUAUUAGGUUAAAUAAGAGUUUUAAGUUUAAAAUAUGCUAAAUAUAUUGAAAUAUUGAAAAGGUUUAGCUAUGCAAAAUAUUGAUUGCUUUUGUGCAUGAAAUUCUAUAUGAUAUAUAAAUAAUUACAGUAUAUUUGUUACUGUUGUUUAGGCUGAAGUUUGUUCUCUAUGACAUGUGUUAAUGUCUUUAGACUAUGCAAUAGAUGUGAAUAAAAUUAUAUGCAAUGUAAGUUAAUAAUGAAAAAUUAAAAUUACAUUUUGAUA
Molecule: messenger RNA, 3662 nt
Organism: Stegodyphus dumicola
Lineage: Eukaryota; Metazoa; Arthropoda; Arachnida; Araneae; Eresidae
Biological process (GO): ubiquitin-dependent protein catabolic process
Cellular component (GO): nucleus
Molecular function (GO): ubiquitin protein ligase activity
Source: RefSeq, a predicted model, not a curated record